This is a messenger RNA of Protopterus annectens (West African lungfish), 1942 nucleotides long. Its product is annotated as zinc finger protein 2 homolog. Lineage: Eukaryota; Metazoa; Chordata; Ceratodontiformes; Protopteridae. Gene Ontology annotation, biological process: regulation of DNA-templated transcription. Bases 1 to 1899 code for a protein of 632 amino acids. The record is from RefSeq and is a predicted model, not a curated record. The transcript is spliced from 4 exons. Gene Ontology annotation, molecular function: RNA polymerase II cis-regulatory region sequence-specific DNA binding; DNA-binding transcription factor activity, RNA polymerase II-specific.
AUGGACCUUAUCAACAAGGACAUAGAGGACCUUCCAACUCUUGACCCAACCAGUUUGGCUUUAAGGUCAAAUGCAGAACAAGUAAAUAUUUUAUGCUUUCAGGUUCCACAAAGCUUUGAAGAUGUUGCUGUUGAGUUUUCAGAAGAGGAGUGGGAGAUGUUAAGUAAACAGCAGAAAGAGCUACACAGGAAUGUGAUGGUACAGAACUACGAGAACAUGAUUUCUGUAGGGUAUCAAAUCCCAGUGGAGCAUCUUUGGGUGUACAUUAAGAAUGAUGACACUGUCCUAUCUGCUGCCAGUGAAGGAGGCAUAGCAGUGCAGGAAAUGCAGCUUCCUGAUACCAGUAUCAGCAUCAGCAGGAGCACAGAUUGUAAUGAGGUCUGGAGUCUGCAGUCAUCACAGGACACAUUGCUUAAUUCUGAGCGUGAUAAAGCUUUGCUGGAGAACUUAGUGAUUACAAGACGCAGCCUGGUGCCAAGUGAAAGCAAACAUCAUAAAUGUAUGGAAAGCAAAGAUGAAUUUGGCAAGAAAACUGAACUGGAGAUGCAUCUGGAACCUCAAGAAGGAAAAGAGCCAUGCAGGCUUAAUCACAGUGAUAAUUUAAUGCUUCACUUUAGCGGCCUGACUGAUCAGUUAAUUCACAUUGGCAAAGGAAGAAUGAAUAUGUCAGCAAUACAUAAGCAAGUAUACAAUAGAAAGAAACAAUAUAAAUAUGCCAUACAUGACAGGGGUUUCACAGGUAAAGUAAAAUUAGCAACAAGUAACAUUACUCACACCAGACAGAAACUCCUAAAAUGUGCCAGCCAUGAAAAACGUUUUACACAGAAGUCAAGAGUAGAAAAACAUCAGUAUAUGCACACUGGUGUGAAACCUUAUAAGUGUGCUACAUGUGGAAAGGGGUUUAAACGGAAGGCUACCAUGGUAAAACAUCAGUACGCACACACUGGUGUGAAACCUUAUAAGUGUGCUACAUGUGGAAAGGGGUUUCUACACAAGAGUGCCAUGGUAAAGCAUCAGUAUACACACACUAGUCUGAAACCUUAUAAGUGUGCUACAUGUGGAAAGGGGUUUAAACAGAAGGUUACCGUGGUACAACAUCAGUAUACACACACUGAUGUGAAACCUUAUAAGUGUGCUACAUGUGGAAAGGGGUUUAAACGGAAGGAUACCAUGGUAGAACAUCAGUAUACACACACUGAUGUGAAACCUUAUAAGUGUGCUACGUGUGGAAAGGGGUUUCUACACAAGAGUGCCAUGGUAAAGCAUCAGUAUACACACACUGGUCUGAAACCUUAUAAGUGUGCUACAUGUGGAAAGGGGUUUACACAGAGGGAUUACAUGGUAAGACAUCAAUAUAUACACACUGGGCAGAAAUGUUAUAAGUGUGCUACAUGUGGAAAGGGGUUUACACAGAAGAGUCACAUGGUAAGACAUGAGCAUAUCCACAAUGGUUUGAAACCUUAUAAAUGUGCCACAUGUGGAAAGGGGUUUACACAGAAGGGUACCAUGGAACAACAUCAGUAUACGCACACUGGUCUGAAACCUUAUAAGUGUGCUACAUGUGGAAAGGGGUUUACACAGAAGAGUACCAUGGAACAACAUCAGUAUACACACACUCGUGUGAAACCUUAUAAGUGUGCUACAUGUGGAAAGGGGUUUAUACGGAAGGGUACCAUGGUAGAACAUCAGUAUACACACACUGGUCUAAAACCUUAUAAGUGUGCUAUAUGUGGAAAGGGGUUUACACAGAAGAGUAUCGUAGUACAACAUCAGUAUACACACACUCGUGUGAAACCUUAUGUGUGUGCUACAUGUGGAAAGGGGUUUAUACGGAAGGGUACCAUGGUACAACAUCAGUAUACACACACUGGACUGACUGGGGUCCUAAUGGAGAGAUGAAAAAGUCAGCAGACGAGAGGAGAGAAGUAGUGCUGAAAUUGAA